This is a messenger RNA of Spodoptera exigua (beet armyworm), 2580 nucleotides long. NCBI's taxonomy places the organism in Eukaryota, Metazoa, Arthropoda, Insecta, Lepidoptera, Noctuidae. The record is from the annotation of a GenBank genome assembly.
AAUAAUUUAAAUAACUUGAAUUCUGAAGGCUGCGAACGGGUAUAGUCGAUUUGAUUUAAACAAAAUAAAAUAAGAAAAACACAAAUUUAACUAUUUUUAGUCCACAAUAUGGAAUCGUCUCCACUUGAUUUUGUUGCACAAUCUUGUAUGGAUUUAACGGAGGCAAUUAAGGAGGUUCAAAGUGAAACUGAGCGCGAUACUCUUAUUACAAACCACAUCAAGAAAGUUUGGUCUACAGUUACUCCGAUUGAAGACUUUAAGAAAAAUUUAGAAUGGGUGAAUGUAUCCGAAGCAAUAUCAUUAUCACAGCAUUGCUCCGACAAAGUAGUGAUAUUGGAUUUCUGGACUUAUUGUUGUAUCAACUGCUAUCAUGUGCUGCCAGACCUAGCUCAUAUUGAGAAACUGCAUUCUGUUGAAAGUGGUUUAGUUGUGAUAGGAGUGCACUGUGCCAAGUUUUCGAAUGAGAAGGAAUCUACUAAUGUUUUAGCAGCUGUACAUAGGUACAAUAUACAUCAUCCUGUAGUGAAUGAUGCUGACAGCUGCAUGUGGGAUGCACUGGGAAUAAAGUGUUGGCCCACAUUACUUAUAUUAGGUCCUGGCAAUAAGCCCCUUUUUAUAUUAACUGGGGAAGGUCAUAAAGAUGAAUUGGUUUGGUAUGUGGGCAAUGCGCUGGCGCAUUUUGGAAAUCGCAUAUCUAGUACUCCAUUACCCAUGGCCCAGGCGAAGCAUUUGAAAAGUAAGGAAGAAUCGGUGUUGUAUUUUCCUAGCAAGAUAUCCCUAAAUCCCUUCUACCGAGGCCGUGCAGACGAGCCGUUCUUGGCCAUUGCAGACACAGGUCACAACCGUGUACUACUAACUGACUGUUCUGGCGUCGUGGUGAGGAUUGUUGGCGGCAAGGAAGCUGGCUUCAAGGAUGGAAAGCUUACCGAGGCCCAGUUCAAUGCUCCACAAGGUCUAUGCUGGUUGUCCAGCAAUGUUUUGGCUGUAUGUGACACGAAUAACCACUCAGUGCGCGCCAUACACCUUGACGAGGGCUCUGUGGAAGUUCUUGCGGGGACUGGAGAACAAUCCGCUUUUGGUGACUUAGGUGGCAAAUGCCUCGGUGUCCAACCCCUCGCGUCUCCAUGGGACGUGCUAUUAUAUUCGACUCCAGACAUGGACAUGUCAGUGCGACCACUUCUACCACCCCCACCACCUCCACCUAACAGCCAAACUGCGCCUGACAAAGAAAAAGAAGCAGCCAAAGAUGAAAAUAAAGAGAAAGAAAAGAAAGACGAAAAACGUCGAGUGUUGUUGAUUGCUUGCGCUGGCUCUCAUCAGAUUUGGGCUCUAUUCCUCGACACUACCAUUUGGUGGAAGUACAAAACGUUUACUGAAGGUACAUGCGUGUGUAUCGCGGGUACUGGAGCUGAGGCAGCCAGGAACAGCGCUUACCCCAACACAGCUGCGUUUGCGCAGCCUUCUGGACUUACACUUAGAAUGGGUACAAGUCCGGAAAUCUUCAUAGCAGACUCGGAAAGUUCGUCGAUCCGUCGUCUGGCGCUGACGACGGGACAGGUUUCCACGCUGUGCGGCGGUGACCGUAACCCUUUGAAUCUCUUCGCAUUCGGAGAUGUGGACGACACGGGUAUCGAAGCGAAAUUCCAACACCCUCUAGGCGUGGCUUACUGCGAAUCAUCCAAGACCCUCUAUGUAGCAGACACAUACAACCAUAAAAUAAAAAAGGUUGAGGUUGGACCGCAAAAGGUUACCACUCUAAACCCAACCAUGAUUGAGACGACAGACCCCGCGCUCUUCAACGAACCUUCAGGCCUAUCCAUCACAGCUGACGGCAAAUACUUAUACAUCGCAGACACCAACAACCACGGCAUCAAAAUUCUAAACCUAACCAAAAAUGUGUGCCAAGACUUCAAAGUGCGGUUGCUAGAGCCAAAGUUCACAGAACCAGAUAAUUUAAUUUUAUACAAAAAUGAUCUGUUUGUCAAUAGGAAGUGUGGUAAUCUCAUUAUCUAUUUUAAUGUCAGUUUGGAUGCUGACACUAAAAACGUCAAAUUCACUCCAGGAGCUCCUCAAAACUGGUUAGUGUGCAUACGAGACGAGAAUAACAAGGAUGUGACUCAAGAAGAUUUUGAGUUCAUAAGUUCUUCUCACAAAGGUACCAAGCUCCCUGGCCGGGUAGAAAUGAAACUCAAACAACGAACAGAUAAGUUCCUUUAUCGUUUGUACCUCAGUUUUCACACAGCGUUGUGUGACGCAUCCGUAUGUUUCUCUCAUUCUUUUACGAUCCGAUCAACUAUUUUGGUUCGGGAUUCGGUCAAAAUGGUGGAGUCAUAUAAAAUCACUUGUAAAGUGAAUCCCGUUAAUAGACCGGAUUCUAAACAAAGUAAGGAUGAUCAGAAGUAAGGAAAGAUGAAACUUUUUCUUUGACAAUGCAAGCACAACUCAGUUUAGCAGCAUGAAGACAAAUUAUAUUUAAGUUAACCUGAUUACUUUUAAGUGUAUUGUUACUAAUUAAUAACAGAGAUUGUUAUUUAUAUUUUCAUUUGACUAUCAUUUUAGUUUUGUUACUUAAUUGAGAUA